GUCGACUCGUGUCUCUCUCUACCUCGCCAUCUUGAUUAAUUAUCGUUUGUUUGAAACCUGCUGGCUCGACUCGGCUGCUCCGUUUGCUUGCGUCUCUGUCUUUCUCCGUGGGCGCAUCCUGGUGAUGCGAUCGACACUCCAUUGUUGACAUCUCCUUUCCUUUCGACCCCCUCCCCCCCUUGCUGCUGUUCAACACGUUCGAUCGGAGUUUAGCUAGCAGCUGCAAUUCGCGGGUUCCCCUCCUGAGUAUUUAAGGGGUGUGUUCUCUAUUCCCUUUUUUUUUUCUUGUCAUUCAUUCUUUUACCUUUUUAUUUCUACAUUCUUGCGUGAUCGACCCGUUAUCGACUCCAAAAUUCUCCUCGACCUGCAUACCCGUCCAUCAUGCCGUCCGUCCCUCCCCUGAAAUUGUCUCACCGCCAUACGCAGAGUCAGGCGUCGAGCGUCGACUUCGACCCAAUCUCCCCCGGCACGUAUGCUCCAAACCAUUUCUCCCACGGCUCUCCGCGGUCGUCCGCCCCUAAUUCUCCCGGCCUGCCCCGCCAGCACCAUGCCCAGAGCAUAAACGGAUUCCAGAGGAUGUCGGGCGACUUUGGCGGUGCCGCAGAUAUGGGUGGGGGCCUGGGGAAUCUCGCAGAUGAGCUGGCAGAUGCAUGGGAGGAGGAAGAGGGUGGAUACGGGUAUGCGUCCGGACAGGAGAUGGAACAUGUCCCCGGAGCUUCACAACGCCCGGACCGCAGCGACACCGAGGAUGAAUACCACAUGGCGAACAGAACCCCCUCGUCGGGCUACUCGUCCGAACGGGGCUCUCUGCACCCCCCGAGGCCUAAAACGCGGAAUGGCGCCAAUCGGCACCGACGACAUGAGUCCCACUAUGACGGGUCCGAUUAUGGGAAUGAGUCCGAUCUGGAGGAGGCGGAUAUAUCGCCCAGUCUGGAGAGCCAGAUGGCGGAGAUCGAGAGCCUGGCUCGCCGUGGGAUCGAGAACAAUGGCAGUGAGAACGAUCAUGUCAUUCAACGGGCGGUCGAAGCUCUUCGAGACCUUGGUGGUCAGAGUGGCAUUGAGAAUAAUGCCAUGAGACUCAUCACGGCACACUCCUCUAUCACGUCGCAUCUCACUCAUCAAACCCGCACCCUGCAAACCCUCACCCAUCCUCUUCUUUUCUCGCCGUUCCCGAUCCUCUCUUCAGAUGCCAUCGAUGCUCUCAUCCCCCUCAUUGACGAUGAUCUCCUACCGAACCUCCCCUACCCAUUCCCCGACCCGUCUCGAUCUCGACCCGACACGCCCUCGCAAACAUCCACCCUCGACCCCCUCGUCUCUCUCCAAACGCUCGUCUCGCAAACAUCCGACAUCACCCUCUCCCUGCGCGGGCUGAGUGACACUCUUUACGAAUCCCGCCAACUUACCUCGACCGCCUCCCGAAGACUCCGGUCCGCACGAGAACUCGUCGCCGAGCUCCGUCGGGAAGAAGAAGGCCGCGAAGAAGGCACCCGGUGGAUCGAACGAGGUGACUGGGAUCGCCGACUCAAAGAUCGCGAGGCCGGCCGCGAGUGCGGUGAUGUGGUCAGCGGCUUCGAAGCCAUCUGCGGCGAAUGGAGGGAACGGCUCUUUGGUGCGGCUGGCGCCGAAGUAGCUGCUGCUUGAUUGACAUGAUUCCCCAGUUCUUUACCCUCCUUUUUUCUUUUUUUCCUUUUUUCCAAACUGAACCCAUUCUAUCCUCUCAUGACAUACAUACAUACAUACACAAGACACAUACACAUACAAUUUUCACCUCUGCAUUUAAGAAAACACUUGACAUGUAUGUGGUUUUCUUCGAGGUCGCGGCAUACCCCAGAUCAGAUAUUUCUUUAUUCUCUUUUCGUUUCAAAGUAUAUAGAUUUCUAUUUUGUCGGUUUUUUAAAGUGAGGUAUCUCUGCAAAGGUUUUAAUCAUUAUCAUCGGGAGUUGUAUCUUUCAUUUGGAUGGAGAAUCUUCGUCUACAGAAUCAUAUGGAGCAUUGAUCCGUACAUAGUUACAUACAUCCAUGGAUAUUUGUU
This is a messenger RNA of Aspergillus steynii IBT 23096, 2032 nucleotides long. RefSeq lists its product as uncharacterized. The record is from RefSeq and is a predicted model, not a curated record. The coding region runs from base 382 to 1641 and encodes 419 amino acids. The transcript has 2 exons. NCBI's taxonomy places the organism in Eukaryota, Fungi, Ascomycota, Eurotiomycetes, Eurotiales, Aspergillaceae.